Molecule: messenger RNA, 2127 nt
Organism: Phoenix dactylifera (date palm)
Lineage: Eukaryota; Viridiplantae; Streptophyta; Magnoliopsida; Arecales; Arecaceae
Gene: FIO1
Product: methyltransferase
Biological process (GO): rRNA base methylation
Cellular component (GO): nucleus
Molecular function (GO): 23S rRNA (adenine(1618)-N(6))-methyltransferase activity
Source: RefSeq, a predicted model, not a curated record
CCAUCCAAUACACCUCGUUUACGCUUCCGUCCUCGUAGAGCGGUUUCAAGCGUCUCGGCGCGGUGAGCGGAAGAGCGAGGAGGGCUUGGAAACCUCGAAAGCCCGAAUCAAGCUUCGAUUCUUCCGUGUUUUCUCUCUGCCGUUGCCUUCCCAGUUCGAAAAGAGAGGGAGGAGGGAGGCGGCGGCGAGGACUAACGGUCGGGAAGGUUAAAAGGAAAUCUAGGGUUUUCUCGUCGGAGAUGCUGAGCAAGAAGAGGCGGCGGGCGGAGUCGCCGGCGAUCCACCCUCGCAACCGGUACUCGGAGAAACCACCGGAUUUCGGACUCCUCGCCUCCCUCUACCCUUCCUUCCGCCCCUUCGUCUUCUCCUCCUCCCGCUCCGGCCGCCCCACCAUCGAGUGGACCGACUCUAACGCCACCCGCGAGCUCACCCGCGUCCUCCUCCUCCACGACCACGGUGUCCACUGGUGGAUUCCCGAUGGGCAACUCUGCCCUACGGUGCCAAACAGAUCGAACUACAUCCACUGGAUUGAGGACUUGCUGUCCUCAAAGCUUAUCCCGGCGAGAAAUGAUUCUGACGGAAAAGUUAGAGGGUUUGAUAUUGGGACUGGAGCCAAUUGCAUAUACCCACUCCUUGGAGCAUCACUGCUGGGGUGGAGUUUUGUUGGGUCUGAUGUGACGGAUGUGGCCUUGGAGUGGGCUAGAAAGAAUGUGGAGAGCAAUCCCCACCUGUCGGAGCUGAUUGAAAUCCGAAAUGCUAAUGAUGCAUUGUGUUCCGAUGACAAGAAGCCAACUUCAGAGAAGUUUGAUAGUGAGGUGACUAUCGAUCCAACUGCAGCUGCUGAGGAGGCAGAAUCAUUAGAUCCAAAUCCAACAGAGGGUGACUUCUGCGAACCACCUAUACUUGUAGGUGUUGUCAAGGAUGGUGAAAAUUUUGACUUCUGCAUGUGCAACCCUCCAUUUUUUGAGAGCAUAGAGGAGGCAGGUCUAAACCCAAAGACUGCUUGUGGAGGGACCGCAGAGGAGAUGGUUUGUCCUGGUGGUGAACGAGCUUUUAUCACCCAUAUCAUUGAAGAUAGUGUUUCACUGAAGCAUUCUUUCCGGUGGUUCACAUCAAUGGUUGGAAGAAAAGCAAACUUGAAAUUCUUAGUGUCAAAGCUCCAUGAGGUUGGGGCCUCAAUAGUCAAGACUACUGAGUUUGUCCAGGGUCGUACAGCUCGAUGGGGUCUUGCAUGGUCUUUUCUGCCCCCAAGCAAAAAGUUCAUCGCGGCAAAUAUCCCAACAAAGAAUCAUCUCUCGUUCAUGCUUGAGGGCCUUCAACGUCAAUUUGGUGCCUUUCAAAUAUUAAAAUCAGUGGAGUCUUUUUUCCAGGCAAUUGGUGCCUUCUGCAAAUCUGAUUUUUCAUCAUUUUGUGUCAAUAUCAUGAUAUCAAAUAGGCAUACUGGUGUAAUACUAAAAGAUUGCUCUGAUAAUGUUGGUGGAAGUGUUGCUAGUUUGACAUCGAAUGGGUCAAACAACUUGCAAUGUCCAUUAAAUGAGCUAUCCUUCCGUGUCUCUGUAUUUGAGCAAAUUCCAGGCACGCUUCUAGUUAAAGGAUUGAUGUUGCACAAAGAAAGUCCACUUUCAGGAGUAUUCUCAUCGUUAUUUUGGCAAUUGGAGGAAGCCCUGAAGAAGGAAUUUCUGAACAAGUCUCAUGCACGCUAGCUUCGGCAAAUGAUUAGAAGGAAGCGGCAUUGCAUUAUAGAGGAUUAUAAAGGAAGAGAUGCAUCAUGGAACUAUAAGACGUAAUCGGAGCUCUAUGCUUCAACCCUUUUAAUCUUCUCUCCCAUAGUUGUAUCACAUGAAUAUCCCCAAAAUAAUUUGCUUCAUUGAUUUCUCUCUGGGAGAGCUCACCAGCCAGACUCCAUGUAUUUCUUUUGGAGUAUUCAGACGUAAUUUAGGCUCAAGCAUUCUCGAUCCAGAAUCGAAAGCUUCGUCAUCUGUUUAUUCAAUCUACAGAUAAAGUUUUGCUUUUAACGAGUCCUUGUAUUCCCUCGAUAAUCUUUUUUUCUUUUUUGGUUUGUUUUGCUUGUUAAUACUCUAUUCAUUUAACUUCUUGGUAACGAUGGAUGUGCCAUAUCUUUACCAA